Messenger RNA from Ricinus communis (castor bean), 1442 nucleotides. RefSeq names its product probable pectate lyase 16. The coding region runs from base 116 to 1294 and encodes 392 amino acids. Gene Ontology annotation, molecular function: pectate lyase activity. The record is from RefSeq and is a predicted model, not a curated record. The transcript has 3 exons. Lineage: Eukaryota; Viridiplantae; Streptophyta; Magnoliopsida; Malpighiales; Euphorbiaceae.
GAUUAACCUCUCCCUACAUCGUGCACACCCACCACCUUCUUAAGUUCUUAUCUUCUAUAUCUAUCCAUCCAUAUAUGUAACUUUCCAUUUGUGGCAUCCCACACAGUCGUACUCUAUGGCGCCACCAGAAUUUUUCUUUUUCUUUUCUUCUCUAAUUGCAAUGUUUGCUCUGAACUUGCGAGCUCAUGCAGAUUUUUACAAGCCCAGACCCUUAUCAAGCUAUCUUCCUACCAACACCGAGACUGUCUUCAACACCAUAGAUUCAUGCUGGCGUACCGAGUCGAAUUGGGCGAGCAAUCGCCAAGCCUUGGCUGAUUGUGCGGUGGGGUUCGGCAAAGCUACGUUGGGUGGGAAAGAUGGGGACAUCUACGUAGUCACCACCCCUGAUGAUGAUCCUGUAGAUCCUAAACCGGGCACACUUCGGUAUGGUGUUAUACAGACAGAGCCUCUUUGGAUAAUCUUCGAUCAGGAUAUGGUUAUUACACUCGAGAAUGAGCUUAUGGUGAAUAGUUUUAAGACCAUAGAUGGGAGAGGGUCUAAAAUAGAGAUUGCAGACGGACCGUGCAUGACAAUUGAAGGUGUUAGCCAUGUGAUUAUACAUGGGAUAAGCAUUCAUGAUUGUAAGCCAUCGAAGCGUGGCCUCGUUAGAAGUAGUGCUUCACAUGUUGGGGAACGUCGAGGCUCUGAUGGAGAUGGGAUUGUUGUUUUUGCAUCUUCUAAUAUUUGGAUUGACCACUGCUAUCUUGCUAGAUGCACUGAUGGCCUCCUUGAUGUGAUUCAUGCUUCAACUGCAGUCACCAUAUCUAACAACUACUUCUCCCAGCAUGACAAGGUGAUGCUGCUAGGGCACAAUGAUGAAUACAGUGCAGAUGAAGUAAUGAAAGUUACAGUUGUCUUAAACCAUUUUGGCCCUGGACUAGUCCAAAGAAUGCCAAGGGUGAGGUAUGGCUAUGCCCAUGUUGCCAACAAUCGGUAUGAAGAAUGGGAAAUGUAUGCGAUCGGUGGCAGCGCUAAUCCUACUAUUUUUAGCGAAUGCAACUACUUUAUGGCUCCAAACGAUCCCAAUAUCAAACAAGUCACCAAGCGGGAGGUACCCGGAGGCUGGAAGAAUUGGAAAUGGAGGUCGUCUAGGGAUAUAUUUAUGAAUGGUGCUUACUUCGUUCAAUCUGGUUAUGGGAGUUGUGCACCACGUUAUUCUCGAGAUCAAUCGUUUACAGUUGCUCCAGGAACUUUGGUUCCUGCUUUAACAUCAGAUGCGGGUCCUCUAACCUGCAGUGUAGGAAAAGCUUGCUGAGGAUAAAAUUGGUCUGAUAAUUUAUUCCAGAGAAUUGAAUUAAUUGGGUUGAUUGUAAACCUAUAUAUUCCCUGUUUCAGUUUCUUAUAAAGAUGAAAUGGGGGGAUAAGCAGGUAAAAUAUGAGGACACCUCUCGCAAUUUGAAACU